Messenger RNA from Staurois parvus, 600 nucleotides. The record is from the annotation of a GenBank genome assembly. Lineage: Eukaryota; Metazoa; Chordata; Amphibia; Anura; Ranidae.
AUGGACCAUCGGAUUCCUCGGAUCCUGAGGAACCUCAGACUGUGUGGGACCGGGCAAGCCUUCCAACAGGGAAGAGAUUCUCCUGUACUGAGUGCGGGAAGGGUUUCUGUUCCUAAAGCUGUUCUUAAUAGACAUAAAAGAUCUCACACGGGAGAGAAGCCGUAUUUCUGUACAGAGUGCGGAAAAUGUUUUUCAGUGAAGUCUAGUUUUCACACACAUCAAAGAACUCACACGGGGAAGCCAUAUUCCUGUCCUGAGUGUGGGAAAUCUUUUUCAGAGAAGGCCAGACUUUACACACAUCAAAGAACUCACACGGGGGUGAAGCCAUAUUCUUGUCCUGAGUGUGGGAAUUCUUUUUUCAUGAAGUGCAGUCUUUACACACAUCAGAGAUCUCACACGGGGAAAAAGCCAUAUUCCUGUCCUGAGUGUGGGAAAUCUUUUUCAGAGAAGGCCAGACUUUACACACAUCAAAGAACUCACACGGGGGAGAAGCCAUAUUCAUGUCCUGAGUGUGGGAAAUGUUUUUCACAGAAGUCCCAUGUUUACCCACAUCAAAGAUCUCACACGGGGGAGAAGAAGCCACUUUCCUGUCCUGAGUGA